CCUUGGGUGUACAACUCAUCGGACAUCGGUUUGAUUCUUUGAACCCGUCCGAAUCACGUUUGAUUUUUUGGAGAGGACCGUUGUAGCAGUAGGACACAACAACGUAGUAGCGCUCGAACUUCAGUGAUCAGUUAAUGUCGUCCCAACGCGUAUGCCUAUUUAAUACCUAAUAAUAUUAUUAUUUUUCUUACCUAUUUAUCGGCUUAGUAGUCCAUCAUAUCAUACACGAUAACAAUAACAUUUUAAUAAUAAUAUACGAGUGUAAUUUAUGCGUAAAACCCGUACCGUACCCAUAUAUAAUGAUGCCGGCGAGCGUUUAUAUUAUAUAAUACUAUAAUUUACGAGUAUAAAACCCUGAACUGUACGUAUUAACUUUGUUGCUACCCGUUGCUUAAAUUUUUUUUUUUUUUUUUGCGAUGGAAGAAAACGCGCCGGGCCCGAGUACGCCGGUCGAACCGCCCGCGCCCGUCGAAGUAAACGUCCAAAAACCGUUGAAUAAUUCUUCAGUGACGCAGGGAUUUAUAGCCGUGAUAUCGUUGUUACCAUGUGUGAUUUCCGGGGCAAUUUUGGGAUUUACUGGCGUGUCCAUGUGGAAUUUGCCUCUGACGUACCGUAAUUCGACGUGGUUUGCUAGUCUGGCGGCUUUGGGCGCGGCAUUGGGAUGUCUGAUCUCGCACAGCAUGAUGAACGCGUUCGGGCCCCGAGGAUCGGUGCUGCUCAGUCACGUGGUCUGCGCCAUCGGUUGGCUGAUGACGUUCAGCAGUUGGACGACCACUAAUCUGCUGGUCGGCCGCACGCUCACCGGCGUGUUCGUGGGCAUCGUGACGGUAGCGGCCACCGCGCACAGCACCGAGUGUUUCCCGUCCCGGCCCGCCGCCCGGCCGGUCGUCUACACCGCCAUCGGCGUGCUGUGCGUGUACCUGGCCGGGUCGCUGCUCAGCUACCGGCAGACAGCCGCCCUGACCACGGUGUUCACCGUCGUGUCGUUCGUGCUCGUCCGGUGGUUCGUGCCCGAGAGUCCUGCUUGGCUGGAGUCUCGCGGCCGCCCCGGCGACGCCGAAUACUCCAGGCUCAAGUUGAGGGUCACUCGGCCCUCGGACGGUGCCCGGGCGCUGGAAGACGGCGCGGAACCGUCGACCGGCGGCGACGGACACAGGUCCGCGGCCGCCGAGUCCGUCUACCGGCGCCUCCACCACCCAGACGUUUACAGGCCGUUGAUGGCGCUCGGUCUGCACCUGGCCCUCCAGCAGAUGUCCGGCCCGCUAGUGUUGGUGUCGUACGCCGCCCAACUGGUGGACGACUCGGGCGUGCGCGUGCUCAACGGCCACUUCAUCGCCGCGGUGCUGGCCGCGUUCCUGGUGGCCGGCGCCCUCGUGUCCACGGCCAUGAACCACCGGGAGUCGUCGGCCACGCUCGCCGCGGCCGGCACGCUGACGGCCGGCGUCGUCAUCGCCGUCUACAACCUCGCCCGCCGGCUGUUCCUCAACCGGCUCGGCUCGCAGCUGUUGAGCUUCAUCCCGCUGCUGGGCCUGAUCGUGUUCUCCAUGUCCAGCAGCGUGGGCCUGGUGCCCCACUCGCCCGUUCCACGUUACGCGACCGGCGAGCACGUGGCCCUAGCGUUCGGGUACGCGGUCGCGUUCGCCGUCAUCAAGUGCUAUCCGUACGUGCACUCCGCCGUCGGCUGGUGGGUGUUCGCCGUUUUCGCGGUGGCGUCCGCCCUGAACAUCGUUUACGGCGUACUGAUGUUUUCCGAACCGGAACCGUCCAAACAGCAACGAAGCGCCACGCCGUCCAAACGGUCUUCGGUCGGACCGGCCGUUUAACUUUAUACGCCGCCGCGAUGAUCGCUCAGUUUAAAUAAUAUUUUUUAUGCUACCUAUCACAUUUAUUGUCGUAUUCUCCGACACGAGAUUUAAGUAUACAUAUACGACAAGAAAAUACAAUUAUUUAGAGCAGUAAACGAGCACUCGUACACCCACUCACACGCACAAACACAUAAUAUAUAGAUAAUGUGUUUGUGUAUAUGUCUUCACUUUCGCCUCAAUUUUUUUUACGCCUGGUACUUGUAUUUUAUUCAAAAAAAAAAAAUGAUUUUUUAUAUUGUACAUUGUUUUAUUACCAUUUAGGCGAAUGAAUUUUAUUAGUAUUUAUUAUAUUCUACCCAAUUUAAAUGUUUACAUGAGAAACAAUAACAUAUUAUUAUUAUAUUAUAAAUACCAUGA
Aphis gossypii (cotton aphid) is the source of this 2222-nucleotide messenger RNA. RefSeq lists its product as uncharacterized. NCBI's taxonomy places the organism in Eukaryota, Metazoa, Arthropoda, Insecta, Hemiptera, Aphididae. Gene Ontology annotation, molecular function: transmembrane transporter activity. The record is from RefSeq and is a predicted model, not a curated record. Gene Ontology annotation, cellular component: membrane. The transcript has 4 exons. Gene Ontology annotation, biological process: transmembrane transport. Bases 417 to 1823 code for a protein of 468 amino acids.